UGUCUCAGGCCAGACAUUUAGACCGACCCCCUCUUGCUCAACAAUUGUGGCCUGUUCCGUGGUACCUACUCGCCACAAGGUCUAAACUUAAACUUGUCCACGGUAACUUUACCCUGUGCAAUUCCAAUAUGGGAGUCCCAUCAUGCAAACUGUCUGGAUUUCUAUUCUUACAACUGAUGCUACUUUCAGCUCAUGGUGCAUUUGGUGGCGUCCUUGCAGGUCGGGGCUACCUGACAGGAGACACUGUAGUUGACCAGCCCCACAACUCAUCAGACCAAACUAACAAUGUCAAGUCGAUACCACCUAGUGCUGGGAUGAUGUCACCAAGGCGCUCUCUGAUGGGUUAUUCCGUUGGAGACCCCGUUGAUGACGAGGCACACGGUCCCGCACCCCUUCGGAAACCCAACGACUCCCCCAAGGACAGAACCGUGAUGAGAAGCGAUUUCAUCGAAGAUGAUGCUAUCGUUUCACGCCCAUCCUCUUCCCCUGAUCACAUUCAGCGGAGCAACUCAUCCAAUUCUGCGUCCACUGUACCUUUAUCAUCUACUCCAUCGUAUCCGUCCUCCUCGAUCUCCUCUCAGACACUUGAGGAAAUUGAGAGGCUUGCUCGCUUGGAAAUGUUAAAGCGGACAAUUCUUGAACAGCUUGGCCUGGACAGACCGCCUAAUGUUACCCGUCCCAAGCCGGACGUGCCUGCUGUCGUGCUUAAUCGACUCCUGCUCGACGGAGAACAACAUAACCAUCCACGCCGAUUGACCCGCACGCAUCCUAGUCAGAUUGUAGUUUUUGCGGACGAGGAUAAUGCUGAUUGUGGUCCUGAUGUCUCAGAGGAAUCCUGUUUCAGGUUCAAAGUCCCCGACCAGACAGAUGAUUCUGUAGUAUUCUCUAGCCACAUAUGGGUUUACGUGACUCACGCACCGGAGGGCGCGUCUGUCUUUGUGGGUCGGCCUGAGCAUCACUACGGCAAUAAAUGGCGCGUCCUUGCCUCCAAGAAACUGUACUCACAAGAGGGCUGGGUGGAGCUGCAGAUACCCGUAGACAAGCACAAGUGGAAUCGACCUCAUCACUACUUCGAGAUCAGUACCAAGCCCCUGCAUGCAGGCGGGAAUAGCACCGUGGCCCGGGACUUACACCAUCGCCCGAUGCUUCUGCUUGCCAAGGUGAAGAAUAGCAGGUCUGCCCGAACAGGCCGCAGCGUGGGGCUAUGCACGACCGGCCAGACAAGCUGCUGUAUGAAAACCUUCGUGGCCGACUUUGUCGAGAUAGGCUGGGAUUCCUGGAUCCUCACACCACUUUCGUUUAAUGCUCGUUACUGUUCAGGGGAGUGCGGUGUUUCUUCUCGGCAUUUCCUAAAGGAUCACGCUGAGAUGAUCGCCCUCCUCAUGGAACACGACCAAGCUGAGCCUGAUAUGAGCUUGUGUUGUGUUGCUAAUGAAAUCAGCGGACUUGCGGUACUCUACUUUGGCGACAGUGAUUCUGUACAUCAGAGGUUUAUUGACGUGGUAGUUGAAAACUGCGGUUGUCUAUAGAAAGUCUUUAUUCUCUGCUCAAAUAAUCUGUGGCGCGUCCCAUGGUCAAUUAGCAAAAAGCAUACAUUACAAUCCUCAUCUAAAAACCAAGUGCUGAAAUUGGUGUCAAUCAGACUUCGCGGACGUGUCCACCAUGUAAUUAGCUUAAAACGCCUUUUAAAAUAAUUUCGUUUGAUUCUUUGUUUGUUGGGUUGUUGGGUUGGGCGGGGUGUUUGUAUGUUUGUUUUUACUUUUAGUUAUGUCGCUGCGGUAAUAAAGGCUAACUGCAUGUAGUAGCAUGCAUGCAGCGCGAUAAUAAAACAGCCAAGCUUUCAGUAUACAGCUAAAUGUAAAACACCAUUCAAAUGAUAUAUAAUUAUACUCAGAUUAGGCCUUUCCAAUUUUAUUAGUUGUUUUACGGAUUACUUUGAUGCUGAGAAGGUCGUCAAGCGGGAAAUUAAUUGGCUAAUGACAUGGACAUGUACAUGUUCGUAUACGACAUGUACAUGUAUACGUUUUAUCAUAAAAAUGAAUUAGCAAAGGUAAAAGUAUCCUUGACACUUUGAAUGCUUCGUGAAGUAGUGUGAAUGUUCCCAGCUGUGUUUAAGUAGAAUCACCUAGGUUUCUUCAUUGAAGUUCUCCAACAUUGUCUGAAGUUUGAAAUAAAUUGGAUAAUUCAAAUGUUUGUAACAAACGUACGCAUUAUUUUAUUGUGUAACAAAUAAAUCAUCCGAGCAAGUACAGUAGGCUAUUAAAUCUUGCUUCAUUGUUA
Messenger RNA from Patiria miniata (bat star), 2280 nucleotides. RefSeq names its product inhibin beta B chain-like. Gene Ontology annotation, biological process: SMAD protein signal transduction. The transcript has 2 exons. The coding region runs from base 129 to 1529 and encodes 466 amino acids. Lineage: Eukaryota; Metazoa; Echinodermata; Asteroidea; Valvatida; Asterinidae. Gene Ontology annotation, cellular component: extracellular region. Gene Ontology annotation, molecular function: cytokine activity; growth factor activity. The record is from RefSeq and is a predicted model, not a curated record.